Colias croceus (clouded yellow) is the source of this 2244-nucleotide messenger RNA. It is a transcript of the gene PHO, whose product is annotated as transcriptional repressor protein YY1-like. Gene Ontology annotation, molecular function: DNA-binding transcription factor activity, RNA polymerase II-specific; RNA polymerase II cis-regulatory region sequence-specific DNA binding. The record is from RefSeq and is a predicted model, not a curated record. The transcript has 12 exons. Gene Ontology annotation, biological process: regulation of transcription by RNA polymerase II. Bases 278 to 1450 code for a protein of 390 amino acids. Gene Ontology annotation, cellular component: PcG protein complex; transcription regulator complex. Lineage: Eukaryota; Metazoa; Arthropoda; Insecta; Lepidoptera; Pieridae.
GGCAGCGGUACGAGCGGGCGUCCAUUUUGUUUCGCCAUAUUGAAUUUGGUCGGACAUCUUUGGACGCCAUGUUUAGUCGGACAUAUUUUAUAAACAUUUUCGCGUAAAUUUCAAAUAUUUUUAAGGGCUAAAUAUUGAACUUUUUUUCACUGAAGUGUAUAACGUAGAUUGCAGUGAAAAUUACCCGAAAAAAUUCCGUGCCUACGCAGCAGUCCAUAUUGGUGUCCAGGGGGCCGUUCAGCUUUUGUUAUAUGCUAAAUAAAGAUAGCCAGCCAAGAUGAUGAACCAAGAGAUAAUGUGCGAGGUUGAAAUCAACACGCACGGCUCAAUGGUGGAGAUAGAUAAUGAUGAUCAGGUUGGCGUUAAGUAUGAAGAAAUAGAAACUGGACAAUAUGAGGAAUACAUAACAGAUGAUCAAUAUGAAGAGGUGGAGGAACAGGUUAUUGGCAUGCAGCAUUUGGAAGAGGACUAUAAAAUUUCAGUGGGCAGCGAGGAGGUGAUACUACCAGGCAUGCCCGGGGAGGAGGUAUUGCAUAAUACGAGCGAAGUUAGCUACGAUUCUGUGUAUACGCCAGCGUCCACUAGCAAUAGCAGAGGUCGCGGCAGACCUAGAGUUAAUACAAAUAGCAAUAUUCAACAUUUGAUGCCGAUUGGCGAAGUGUCAAUGGGUUUGAUGGAAAACAACACGAAUCGCGGUACGGCGAGACGGUGGGAACAAAAGCAGGUGCAAAUAAAGACUAUGGAAGGGGAGUUUUCUGUCACUAUGUGGGCUACGGGAGAGGAUGAUGAUGACGGAUCGAACCCUGAACCAGACCCCGAUUAUACGGAAUACAUGACAGGCAAAAAGACGGUACUCGGCAAUGACACAAUGCCAGGCUUAGAUCUAUCGGACCCAAAGCAACUGGCGGAGUUCGCGAGGCCAGGACACAAGAUUAGAUUGAAGAAACCGUCGCCGGAAUCUUCUGAUCGGACUAUAGCCUGUCCGCACAAGGGAUGUGCUAAAAUGUUCAGAGACAACUCGGCGAUGAGGAAACACUUACACACACAUGGCCCGAGAGUGCAUGUGUGCGCGGAGUGUGGGAAAGCGUUUGUAGAAAGUUCAAAGUUAAAACGGCAUCAACUAGUGCACACGGGCGAGAAACCUUUUCAGUGCACGUUUGAAGGCUGCGGGAAGAGGUUUUCGUUAGAUUUUAAUUUAAGAACUCACGUACGCAUACACACGGGCGACCGGCCGUACGUCUGUCCGUUCGACGGUUGCAACAAGAAAUUUGCACAGAGCACCAAUUUGAAAUCGCACAUACUAACACAUGCGAAGGCGAAAUCAAGAAACUCGCUAUCACGCAACGGCGGCGCAAAUUACGAGUCAGCGCGAACAACACCUCAAUAUGUUCAACUAGAGAUGUCCCCGGACGAUUCUAACCCGCAGCUGAUCUUCUACACGCACGAAUGAGCCACGGCCUCGUGUGUGUAUGUGUAGUGACACACGGACUGUGUGAAGUGUUAAGUGAAGUGACAAUAAAGUGGAAAGUGAAGUGACUAAAAAUAGUGUAAAGUGACUGCAAAGUAAAUUAAAGUAGUAGGAAAGUUGGGUUGAAGUGACCAGAAGUUGCUGUAAAGUGACUAGAAGUCAGCAAAGUUGGAAAGUCACUUUAAAGUGAUGGUCAAGUGAAAGUAAAGUUGUUGUAAGGAGUUUACAAAGUUGGUACACCAACUUAGUAACGGUAAAGUGACUGCAAGUGGUGUAACAUUACAGCAAACUUGAAAAUGACAAAAGGAAAGUGUAAAGUGAUGGAAAAGUUGGUGUAAAGUGAUGGUAAAGUUGGUAAUAACUGUAAAGUACAGCCAAAAGUGGUGUAAAGUAACAGAACUUAGUGUAAACUAAAUAUGGAAGGACUGAUACAGUAGUGUGUGUACAAAAUGUGGACUUUAAACUAUUAGUAAUUGAAAACAUUUUGCAAUAACUAUCAUAGUUUGUGAUGCAGGAUUUUAACUUUUUACCUGGGUGCGUAGGGGCCAGAAUUGAUUGUAUGGCGUUUUUACUGAAUUGUGUUUAGCAUUAUUUAAUUUGCAUGUGACUUUUUGUAAACAAGGUUUAGUAACUUUGUUCAAUCCUUGGUAUUAGAUAUUCUAUAACAGGGAAAAGAACUAAAUUGUUAGAAAAUUCCUUAUGAUCACACAGCUAAUACACAUUUUUAAUUGAAUAAGUUUGAAAUGAAGUGUCUGACUUUUCAAAUAUAAUAAGUU